Linepithema humile (Argentine ant) is the source of this 4180-nucleotide messenger RNA. Its product is annotated as MOXD1 homolog 1. Gene Ontology annotation, biological process: dopamine catabolic process; octopamine biosynthetic process; norepinephrine biosynthetic process. Gene Ontology annotation, molecular function: dopamine beta-monooxygenase activity; copper ion binding. Gene Ontology annotation, cellular component: secretory granule membrane. The record is from RefSeq and is a predicted model, not a curated record. Lineage: Eukaryota; Metazoa; Arthropoda; Insecta; Hymenoptera; Formicidae.
GCUGAAAAUAGAAUUAACGAAAAAUCGGUGAAAGAAACUAACAUUUAACGUAUCUCGCGUGAUUCUAAUUUUUAUUGAACAUGUUCAGUUUAAUGUAGAUUCCAAAUAUUCGCUUCUCGAUAAGACAAAAUCGAUCAAAAUCUCGUCGACGAUGAAAAAUCCUUUGUGAAAGUUGCGAGCGCGCGACGCUUGCAUUUAACAAGUAAAAGUUUUAAGAAGAUUAUAGUUUAGUUGAAGUGAUUGGAAGGGACGAUAGUGAUUUUUAUUGCGCAUUUCGGUAUAUUUAUUUAUAAAAAAAAAAAUAAAUAUUUUGGACAAGUGACAUGCGAACGACAGAGUUUGCUUAAACAAUCGUAUGAAGGAUUAGGAAGCGAAUGAAGAUGCUGUUACUGAGAGUAACCGUGAUAUUGAUCUCGUGCUGGAUCGUCGUUUGUGAUCUAUUGGAUCUCUACGUCCAGCACAUGGACGAGACUAUGAGGACAAAAUGGUACAAAAAACAUCCCAUCGAUUCUGUCUCCAGAAGGAUAAAGAGAAGUUUUGGGUACGAAAUGCCGCAAUUUAAAUUGCCGGAGGCCGAAUUACUGAACGCCGAAUUACAUAAACCCAUUGAUAGCAUUAAGAUGCAACAAGAUAAAAGAUGCUGGUUGUUGGACGAGAUAAGAGACGAACGGUUUCCAAAGGAUGUAGAGCGCAUCAAUUCGAAUAAACAAAAGGAAAAUUCGGAUUCCAAAGACGAACAUGACAGGUCGACGAGCAUCAGAGAAAUUAUGUCUAUGUUAAAAUCGAAGUCUAUUGAUGCUGACGACGAAAUAGAGCCAACAAUCUCGCAGAAUCCAAAGGAGCAUAAAAAAGAUGAGAUACAUAUGUCGCAUCGUUAUUCAGAAUCAGAGGAAAAUCGCGAUAACAAUGACAAACCUCUGGAAAUCAAUGAACGGAAGCCAGUUAUAGUGGAUAAUUUAGGUCUUCUUUACAAAAGAUCAAAGAAAAGUUUUGAAUCGCGAAAGAAACAGUCGUUCGGAAGUAACAGUAUCGAUCAACAAUCGUUUGAUAAUAGUUGGUUGAAGAAAAACGAAAUUCGCAAGAACGACGUUUGGAAAUAUUUGUAUGCACCGCUGAAGAAUUUGGAUCCGGAAGAAAAAUUCGAGAAUCCUUCACGCGUCGAGGAAACUAAAUCGCCAUUUAUUGAUAGUAAAGAAAGAACCAGAGUUCCUCAAACUCUGACGGCUAAGAAAGAAGAAGACGAGAUUUAUAUGCCACAUUAUUUUCCGGAAUCAGAGGAGAAACGCACUGACAAAUUUAUGGAAAUCGAAGACUCAGAGGAUGUCAACGAGAUGGAAAACGAUGAGGAUUCGCUGUUCGAGAUCAUCAAAGAGAACGAGCGUCAAUUCUCGUUCGACGAGCCGAGUUUGAAAAAGACGCCGAAGCCGUCUGAAACGCAAGUGCCGAAGAAAUACUUACCAAUGUCGGAUAAACCGUUCAAGCCAACGGAAAAUGCGAAGAGCAUCGAAACGAAAAAUGAUAGACCGAAGAGGAGCGCGCCAAAUUACAGACUCUCCAGAUACGAGAAACUGGAUGACGACGGGGACGUCGUUCUCGAGUGGGAUCCCUUGGACGAGAAGGAAGUGACCUUCAGGGUCACCGGUAAAACCUUGGGCUACGUCGGCAUCGGUUUCAACGAUAAGAACAGCAUGAAGGGCGCUGAUAUCCUGCUCACUUGGGUGGACGAUCAUACGGGCGUCGCCAACGCACUGGAUAUGCACGGUGUCAAGGAGAUGAACGCAGCGCCGCAUGCUGACUCGCUUCAGGACGUGCGAGUGCGUGGCGGAUCGCAAAAUGCCACUCACACCACCGUAGAAUUCGUCAGGAAGUGGCAGACGUGCGAUCCUCAGGAUUAUCCCCUCUCGGAGGACACCGUCACGGUGAUAUGGGCCAUGCAUCAUACCGAUCCAGAAUUAAACACGGCGGCAUGGCACGAGAGGAAACGAGGCGGAAAGAUUUUAAGGCUGAAGACAGCCGCCACAUAUUCGCCACCGGAAACUCUGAAUGCACUGCACUGGGACGUGAAGCUCAAUCCGUUUAACAUCACCGGCGACGAGCACACUAUUUACUGGUGCAAGAUCUUCCAGAUCGCCCCGGCUUUCUCGCACGAAAAACACCACAUGAUAGGGUACGCGCCGCUCGUGGAGAAGGCGAACGAGGAUCUGGUCCAUCACAUGAUCCUGUACGAGUGCUCGACGGACUCGAUCCUCGAGAGGCAUACCAGGUUAGCCGGCGCUAAAUGCUACAGCCAAACGAUACCGAAGGAGUGGAACUUGUGUACGAGACCCGUCCUCACUUGGAUUCGUGGCAGCAAAGGAGAGUGGCUGCCCGAGCACAUCGGUAUCUCGAUAGGAGAACACAAAAAUAAGUCGUUUUACAUGCUGGAAGUCCAUUACAAUAAUCCAGGCCUGAGGAAGGUAAUCGAUCAGAGCGGCGUAAGACUUUACUUGAGUCCGAGGCUUCGUUCUAAUGAAGCCGGCAUCUUUUUUACCGGCAUGGCGGUGACCCCUCUUCAUCUGGUGCCCCCGCAGCAGAAGGAGUACGCCACAGCCGGAUAUUGCGCUUCACACUGCACCAACGCGUCGUUGCCCGAGAAAGGCAUCAAUGUCGUGUCCGUCGUGUUGCAUUCGCACUUGGCCGGUCGUCGGCUCAACUUGAAACACAUUCGACAAGGAAAGGAAUUGCCGAGGAUAGUCCAGGACAAUCACUUCGACUUUAAUUACCAGCUGUCUCACGUGCUGCAGAAGGAAGUAAACGUGCUGCCUGGCGACGAGCUCGUUACAGAAUGCGUUUACGGCACUUUGAACAGAACGAAACCGACGCUGGGUGGUUGGGCGGCUUCCGAGGAGAUGUGCCUGGCGUUCGUCAUGUAUUAUCCGACGACGCAUCUCGUCUCCUGCUACAGUCUAACACCUGUCGAAGACCUCUUUAAAACAUUAGGCGUGGUCAGUUUCAAGGGGAUGACGAUGGAGUCCGUGAAAAAGCUGUUUCUGAAGGAUGAUUACAUUUCGUCUUCGAUCAAUCAACUUAGCACUUCUCCGAAAUCAAUAGACGAGGAGGACAAUGCGGACGUUUUCAAAGAGGCUCAGUCUGUGUUAGAAACGAUGAGAGAUUACACAAACAAUAAUGAACCGAAUGUCUUCACGCAGCUCAUUAUUCAAAACCCUGAAGAAUUCCGAGGACGAACUAUGGCUGAUCAUAUGAUAACUAUGCCAUGGACGGAUGAAUUACUCGCGAAAGCAAUAGAAAAUAUUCUUUAUCACGGCAAGCACAUGACAUUCUGCAAAAGAAAAGAUUACGAAUAUUAUAUGUCUCCAACAGUUCUGAAUUUCCCGAAUUACACAGCACUACCGAAGGCGAACGACACAAUCUGCAGCGAGCUGAAGAUUACGUCUGCCACCUCCGGAGUUCCUCGUUCUCUCGUGAUAAACCUGGUCAAUAUCUUCAUAGUUUUAAUCUUUAUGAUCUAAGCGAGACCGAAAAUAGUCAGUAACAGUUAGUACUUAACGUUGCAUGGCGAAUGCGCACUGCAAAUCCCGUGAAUACGACAAACGGUUCUCUACGAUGUAGAGUUUACGUCACGACUGUACAUUUUUUAAUUUACCAGACAAUCCCGUUUAAUUUAUUAAUUUAAGCAAUCCCACCUUACAGCGACUGAAUCCCGCGAUAGGCCGAAUAGAGCAAAAAAUCUUUAACACAUUCACGCCGGCUUGGCCCAUCAGUGGGUCAGGAUAGUUCAUAUAUUAAGUAAUCGCACGUUUAGGUUAUUAUCAUUAAUCAUUAAUUACUAUAUUAAAUAUGACAAAUAUGAGAUAUAAUUUUGAGAUAUAUAAUUUUAUGUGUUCAUAUUAAAAAAUAAAUUUACGUAAUUUUACGCCGGCGUGAACGUGAGAUUAUCUAUUACGAUGUCUCUACGUAAGAUUCUGUAAAGAGAUUCUGUAAAGAUUCGUAAAGAGACAACAAAGUUUGCGAAAAAUAUUCGCCGACAGCGGGCACAUACAAUAUAUAGUAUAUAUAAAUAUAGAAAUCUAUAAUAUAAUAUAAAUGUAAAUACAUGAUUAUUAAUAAUACGUAUUUAUAAGAUGUGCACAGUAUACUUGCCGUUAGUAUUUUGUAAUGCGCGUUUUGUAAAAAAUAAAUG